CUCAAUCAGAAAUGGAGAAGAUUAAGGAUUAAGGAUUAAUAGGAGGAGAAGAAGAAACGAAUAACUGAAAAGAAAACUGGAAAAAUGCCUCCGAAGAGGAGAAACCAGGAUAUCAUAGAUGUGCAAAAUGUUGGGAUGGAUGUGGAUGCUGAGCCUGAGAGUGACAGUGAAGAAGAGGCAAGGAGAAAAAGUCGAAACAGGAGAUCUAAGUCGCGACGUAAAGUCAAGCAAGUCAGUGAGGAUGAGGAUGAUGAGGAUGAGACAAUUCAACGACGAGGACGAAGGAAGACCACUAAGCCGCAAGACAGUGAUGAAGAUGAUGAGGGAGACAAACAAAGCGCCCUAAGAAAAGGAUCAAAACCCUUCAGGAAGAAGGUUUCUAAGGAGGAGAGCGAUGAGGAAAGUGAGGAAGACAGAGCCAGUCGAAAAAAAGCUGGGAAAGAAACUUCCAAAACAAAAGAGCAGAAGAAUAAUGAGAAGGGAAACAUGAAAGGAAAAGAUGAGGAGAAAAAGGACAAGAAGAAGAAGAAUGCAAGGAUGAGCAGCAGCUCCUCCUCCUCUUCAUCCUCCGACUCUGACGAACAAUCAUUGUCAGAGGGAGAGAUUGCAGCCCUGAAGGAACAGGUGGAGGAGAAGAAGAAGCUGAUUGCUACAUUAAGGAACAAACCCUGGCGCAUGAAGAAGAGGCUCCUAUUGCUCAAGGAGGCCCAGGAGUUUGUUGAAAAAUUUGAAGGAGCCCUUGGGAAAGGAAAAGGCAAGAGAUUGUAUGCUUUCAAAGUCAUGAUGACAAAGAAACGGAUCAAAUUUAAUCGUGAUUUUGAGAACUUCAAAACGGCCUGUAUACCCUGGGAGAGUAAGAUAAAGGAAGUAGAAAGUCACUUUGGAUCAUCAGUAGCAUCGUAUUUCCUUUUUUUGAGGUGGAUGUAUGGUUUAAACUUGGUCCUUUUCGGGUUUAUGUUUGGCCUUGUGGUGCUCCCUGAGGUUCUUAUGGGUCUUCCAUAUGGUUCCAUUCCCAGGAAAACUGUACCCAGGGAUGAACAGGAUACAGCUAUGGACUUCUCUGACCUUUUCAACUUUGGUGGUUACUUUAAGUAUUCCAUUCUGUUCUACGGAUACUACAACAACGAUCGAACAAUCGGGUUGCUGCAGUACAGACUCCCUCUGUCAUACCUCCUAACGAGUGUCGGAGUAUUCGGAUACAGCUUGUUGGUGGUCAUCAGAACGAUGGCUCGUAAUGCAAACGAAGGAGGAGAUGGGGGAGAGGAGAGGGAAUUCAUCUUCAGCUGGAAAAUGUUCACUAGCUGGGACUAUCUGAUAGGAAACCCUGAGACCGCGGACAACAAGUAUGCCUCCAUUACCACCAGCUUCAAGGAAUCUAUUGUGGAUGAAAAGGAGAACCAGAAAGAUGAGAAUAUCCACCUUCGACGUUUCCUUAGGGUUUUUGCAAACUUCCUGAUCCUGUGCACCCUUGGUGGCAGCGGGUAUCUCAUCUAUUUUGUGGUGAAACGGUCUCAAGAGUUUGCUAGGAUGGACCCCAAAACACUCACAUGGCUUGAAAACAAUGAGGUGGAGUUUGUGAUGUCACUGCUGGGUCUUGUGUGUCCGCCUCUAUUUGAAACCAUCGCAGAGCUGGAAGACUAUCAUCCUCGUAUUGCUCUUAAAUGGCAGCUGGGACGCAUCUUUGCCCUGUUCCUUGGAAAUCUUUACACGUUUCUCUUUGCCAUCUUUGAUGAAGUUACUGGCAAGCUGGAAACUGAAAAAUCCAUUAAGAAUGCCACCGACUGGGCUUUGCAUCAAUACUACACUAACUACAGCUUAUUCUACAAUACCACUGAUGUGCCUCCUCUAAAUGUGGCCCCAGCUGAUGUCAUCAGGGGUCCUUGCUGGGAGACUGGAGUUGGAAGAGACUUUGUGAAGCUAAUUGUCUCAGAUGUACAGGUUACCUAUUUGACUAUUCUUGUUGGUGACUUUGGGCGUGCUUUCAUUGUGCGCUUCCUCAAUUACUGCUGGUGCUGGGACCUGGAGGCUGGCUUUCCUUCAUAUGCAGAGUUUGACACCAGUGGAAAUGUCCUAGGGCUUGUCUUCAAUCAAGGAAUGAUAUGGAUGGGUGCAUUUUAUGCCCCUGGUCUAGUUGGGAUUAAUGUCCUGCGACUCCUGACUUCUAUGUAUUAUCAGUCCUGGGCAGUGAUGGCUUGCAACGUUCCUCAUGAGCGAGUUUUCAAAGCGUCACGGUCCAACAACUUCUACAUGGGCCUGCUGCUGCUAGUGCUGUUCCUUAGCCUACUUCCUGUUGUUUAUUCCAUGAUGACUCUGGCCCCAUCCUUUGACUGUGGGCCAUUCAGUGGCCAAGAGAAGAUGUAUGAUGUGGUAAUAGAGACUAUUGACCAGGAUCUACCAGCUUUUAUUGGGAACAUAUUUACAUAUGCCACCAACCCAGGGCUCAUCAUGCCUGCAAUCCUACUUAUGAUACUGGCCAUCUAUUAUUUGAUCACUGUGUCAAAAGCAUAUCAACAAGCAAAUACUGACCUGAAAAAGAAGAUGCAGAUGGCUCGAGAGGAUGAGAAGAAUCGCAGGAACAACAAGGACAGCACUAAUCAAGUGAUGAAAGACUUGGAAGACUUGCUGCCAAACAAAUCUCUUGCACCACCUCCCACAGAGGAGGAGAAACCGCCUGAGAUUAGAAUUGACAAGAGCAGCAAGCAAACUAAAACAAAACCAAGCACAGCAGGCAAAGGAGUAAAUGUGCAAAAGGAGGAAUCACUGGCUGCCCCGAACCCCAGGCGGGCUGUGACCCGGGCGCCUGGGCCAAGAGGGGGACCUCAUGGAAACAUGAGGUCGCUUCAGCCUGAGCCUGGCAGAGGUCAGGGUGCAGCUCCAAGAAGAUAAGAAAAAGAAAACGAUUUAAACAGCUCACCACAAAUAACGGCUAAAGGAUAACAUGACUGUCACCAUCACAAGAGGAAAACUAAUGCAUCACUAGAAUAAAAUACUUUUUUAUUAAAUGAGAACUUUUGUACAUCUGUAUAUUGUUGAAAAAUGUAUUAAACAAAAAUGUAACAAAA
Girardinichthys multiradiatus is the source of this 3062-nucleotide messenger RNA. It is a transcript of the gene tmc2b, whose product is annotated as transmembrane channel-like 2b. The transcript has 20 exons. The record is from RefSeq and is a predicted model, not a curated record. NCBI's taxonomy places the organism in Eukaryota, Metazoa, Chordata, Actinopteri, Cyprinodontiformes, Goodeidae. Gene Ontology annotation, biological process: vestibular reflex; detection of mechanical stimulus involved in sensory perception of sound. Gene Ontology annotation, molecular function: mechanosensitive monoatomic ion channel activity. Bases 85 to 2886 code for a protein of 933 amino acids. Gene Ontology annotation, cellular component: plasma membrane.